Molecule: messenger RNA, 1089 nt
Organism: Racocetra persica
Lineage: Eukaryota; Fungi; Glomeromycota; Glomeromycetes; Diversisporales; Gigasporaceae
Source: the annotation of a GenBank genome assembly
AUCUCCAUAUUGACCCAUAUUAUCUUGAAUCAAGCGAUCCAACAUCUUUUUGUCAUCGUUAUUCGCCGAACCCAGUACUAAACAUUGCUGGAAAAUUUGACUUUAUCGUAUAUACUGGUGAUUCUGUUAGGCAUGAUAAAGAUAAAGCUUUUAAACGAACUGAAGAACAAGUUUUAGAUGCUCAUAAAACAGUUGUGGAAUAUGUUCGAAAGUAUUUUGAUUUAUCAAGAAUUAAAUUUAUCCCAACACUUGGAAAUAAUGGCGAAUUUGAGCAUAAUCGAUUAUCCCAAGGUCCAAACGCAGUGUUGGGAAAUUUAUCUCAAAUCUGGGCUCCUUUAAAUCUGAACUUAACUUCUGACUUUAUAAAAGGAGGAUACUUCCGUCAAGAUAUUCAUUCCAAAUUAUCUGUACUUAGUCUCAAUUCCUUGUAUUUUUACAAAAAGAACAAAAUAGCACCUGAUUGUAAUGUAACAGAUGGUCCCGGUGCAUUGCAAUUGGAAUGGUUUGAACGCGAAUUAAAGAGUGCACGCCAUGAAGGACGAAAGAUUUAUAUUUCACAACAUGUUUCCCCACUGGAUGACUCUAAUGUGGUAGCUUAUUCACCAGCGUGCUUUGAUGCAUAUGUACAGCUAAUUGGCAAAUAUUCGGAUAUCAUUUGUGGGCACUUCACAGGACACACGGAUAAAGAUACGGUAUCGUUCGUUACUAGUACCGGUAAAGACGAGGAUGCAUAUUCAAUAUUUGUCCUGAACGAAACACACGCUUCAAAUAUAACUUCAGUAGAAGAUGUUGUAUUGGUUUUAACAAAUGCUCCAUCAGUAAAACCAACUCACAAUCCAGCAAUAAGACUAUAUGAAUAUUCAACUUUAACUCGGAAUAUCGGUACUUUAAAAGAUUACACACAAUAUUUUGUAAAUCUAACAGAAGCAAAUGAGAUUGGUGAAGCUAUAUGGAGAAUUGAAUAUGUUGCUAGUGAAACUUAUGGAAUGAGUUCUUUGAAAACAAAAGAGUGGACCAGAGUUUUAAACAAAUUUAGAGUACCUGAUAGUUACGCCUGGAAAUUAUAUGUUAAACAUAUUACAGUUAGUG